AUGGGAAAUUAUUCUGGAGAGUUCAUGUUUUUGCUUCAUGGACUUAAUGACACAAUGACAAACAAAUACAUUUACUUUGGAUUUGGUCUUGUUUUUUAUUUUGUGACACUGUUGGUCAAUUUGUUACUAAUUAUAACAGUUAUUCUCGACAAGACACUUCAUGAACCUAUGUAUCUGUACAUAUGUAGUUUGUUUGUAAAUGGAAUAUGUGGUUCUUCUGCUUUCUAUCCAAAUAUCCUUGCUGAUCUUUUAACAGAUUCCCAUGUUAUAUCAUAUACAGCAUGCCUGACACAAACGUGUGUUAUUUAUUCUUAUGUCUUAUAUGAAUUCACAUGUCUAACAGUCAUGGCAUAUGACAGAUAUGUAGCCAUUUGUAAGCCAUUAGAAUAUCUCUCCAUUAUGACACAUCAGAAGGUUAUAAAACUGCUCACAUUUAUCUGCUUCUUCUCCAUACUACAGUCAUUAGUUGGGGCUGCACUGACAAUCCGGCUACCUUUAUGUGGUAAUGACAUUGACAAGCUGUACUGCUCUAACUGGGAGGUUGUUAAACUGUCUUGCACAGAUGUAACUGUGAACAAUCUAUAUGGGUACUUUCUAAUACUUUUUCAUGCUUCCCAAGCUGUGCUCAUCAUUGUGUCAUAUAUUCAAAUCAUUAAAGCUUCUUUACAGUCCCAGGCAGGAAAGGUUAAAUUCAUGCAGACAUGCCUUCCCCAUAUAAUCACGCUCUUGAAUUUCAGUGUUUCCAUAAUCUUUGAUGUCAUGUAUUCUCGCUAUGGCAAAACCCAGGGACUGCAAUCUGUGCGCAGUAUUUUGGGUAUGGAGUAUCUUCUUGUGCCUCCUCUACUAAACCCUAUAAUAUAUGGAAUGAACUUAUCCCAGAUACGGCGACAGUUUUUAAAAAUGUUCAGAUGCAAAAUUAAAGCAGUUUUCUGA
Molecule: messenger RNA, 933 nt
Organism: Electrophorus electricus (electric eel)
Lineage: Eukaryota; Metazoa; Chordata; Actinopteri; Gymnotiformes; Gymnotidae
Product: putative olfactory receptor 7A2
Biological process (GO): detection of chemical stimulus involved in sensory perception of smell; G protein-coupled receptor signaling pathway
Cellular component (GO): membrane
Molecular function (GO): G protein-coupled receptor activity; odorant binding; olfactory receptor activity
Source: RefSeq, a predicted model, not a curated record